This is a messenger RNA of Aethina tumida (small hive beetle), 3862 nucleotides long. It is a transcript of the gene alphaCOP, whose product is annotated as coatomer subunit alpha. The record is from RefSeq and is a predicted model, not a curated record. Gene Ontology annotation, biological process: retrograde vesicle-mediated transport, Golgi to endoplasmic reticulum; intra-Golgi vesicle-mediated transport; endoplasmic reticulum to Golgi vesicle-mediated transport. The transcript is spliced from 5 exons. Bases 103 to 3762 code for a protein of 1219 amino acids. Gene Ontology annotation, molecular function: structural molecule activity; protein binding. NCBI's taxonomy places the organism in Eukaryota, Metazoa, Arthropoda, Insecta, Coleoptera, Nitidulidae. Gene Ontology annotation, cellular component: COPI vesicle coat.
CACUCCGCGAAAACGUCAACAAGACAAUCUGUGUUUUAUUAAUUUUACCUGUAUGAACUGUUUUUUUCUGUUAAAUAUAUAGUACGCGUUCAACAUUCAAAAAUGUUGACAAAAUUUGAAACAAAAUCCGCCCGAGUCAAGGGCCUUUCCUUCCACCCAAAAAGGCCAUGGAUCUUGGCCAGUUUGCACAACGGCUGCAUCCAGCUCUGGGAUUAUCGCAUGUGCACAUUGCUUGAAAAAUUCGACGAACACGACGGCCCCGUACGCGGAAUCUGUUUCCACAACCAACAACCCCUGUUCGUGUCUGGCGGAGACGAUUACAAAAUCAAGGUAUGGAACUACAAGCAGAAACGUUGCAUUUUCACGCUGCUGGGCCAUUUGGAUUACAUCCGAACCACUAUGUUCCACCACGAGUAUCCGUGGAUCGUUUCCGCGUCCGACGAUCAAACCAUAAGAAUCUGGAACUGGCAAAGCAGGACAUGUAUCUGUGUUCUGACUGGUCACAAUCACUAUGUAAUGUGUGCCACGUUCCACCCCAGUGAAGACCUGCUUGUGUCCGCCUCCUUGGACUCAACAGUCAGAGUAUGGGACAUAUCUGGACUGAGGAAAAAGAAUGUUGCCCCAGGUCCUGCUGGGCUGGAGGAACACCUGAAAAAUCCAGGCUCAACAGACCUGUUUGGACAGGCUGAUGCUGUAGUUAAGCAUGUACUUGAAGGACAUGACAGGGGAGUAAACUGGGCUUCUUUCCACCCAACUUUACCAUUAAUUGUGUCAGGGGCAGACGAUAGGCAAAUCAAACUGUGGAGGAUGAAUGAUUCCAAAGCAUGGGAGAUCGAUACAUGCAGAGGACAUUACAACAAUGUAUCCUGUGUGCUCUUCCAUCCUAGGCAAGAGCUCUUACUAUCCAACAGUGAGGAUAAGAGCAUAAGAGUUUGGGAUAUGACCAAAAGAACUUGUUUGCACACCUUCAGGAGAGAACAUGAGAGAUUCUGGGUGAUGACUUCCCACCCCAACUUAAACUUGUUCGCGGCCGGUCACGAUUCCGGUAUGGUCAUAUUCAAGCUCGAAAGAGAAAGACCCGCCUACACUGUCCAUGGCAAUUUGUUAUAUUAUGUAAAAGAGAGGUUCUUGAGGAAAUUGGACUUCACAACCGCCAAAGACGUAGCAGUAAUACAAAUCAGAGGUGGGGGCAAGGUCCCAGUUUUCAAAAUGUCCUUCAACCCAGCAGAAAAUGCCGUCUUGUUGUCGAACAGGCUGUCAAACUUGGACAACAGCACCUAUGAUCUGUACACAAUCCCCAAAGAUUUGGAAAGGGACGACUCCGUGCCGGAGGUCGAGAGCAAGAGAUCAUCGGGUUUGACCGCCCUGUGGGUGGCCAGAAAUAGGUUCGCCGUGCUUGACAGGUCGCAUCAAUUGGUUAUCAAGAAUUUGAAGAAUGAGGUCACCAAGAAAGUGCAAACUCCUCCAUGCGAUGAGGUAUUUUAUGCUGGCACUGGUAUGUUACUCCUCAGAGAUGCUGAGCAUGUUACCCUGUUUGAUGUGCAGCAAAAGAGGACACUUGCCCAAGUGAAGAUUAACAAGUGCAGAUAUGUUGUUUGGAGCUCAGACAUGAGUUAUAUAGCACUAUUGGCCAAGCACAAUGUCACAAUUUGCAACAGGAAGUUGGAUGUCUUGUGCAAUUUGCAUGAGAACACCAGGGUGAAAUCUGGAGCUUGGGAUGAUUCAGGCGUUUUCAUUUACACCACCAGUAAUCACAUUAAAUACACUUUAACCAAUGGUGAUCACGGAAUAAUCCGCACUUUGGACUUGCCGAUUUACAUUACACGUGUGAAAGGUAGUCAAGUUUUCUGUCUGGACCGGGAAUGUAAACCACGCGUUUUGACUGUGGACCCGACUGAAUACAAGUUUAAACUUGCCCUCAUCAACCACAAGUACGAGGAAGUGUUGUACAUGGUUCGCAAUUCACGGCUGGUCGGUCAGUCGAUCAUCUCCUAUUUGCAACAGAAAGGUUACCCUGAAGUCGCCUUGCAUUUCGUAAAAGACGACAAAACCAGAUUCACAUUGGCUUUGGAGUGCGGUAACAUCGAAAUCGCCCUAGAGGCCGCCAAAUCCCUCAACGACAAGUCAUGUUGGGAUGAACUGGCGCAAGCUGCACUUUGGCAGGGCAACCACCAAGUGGUGGAGAUGUGCUACCAACGCACAAAAAGCUUCGACAAAUUGUCGUUUUUGUAUUUAAUCACCGGCAACUUGGAUAAACUUGUUAAGAUGACCAAAAUCGCGGAAAUCCGCAAGGCCAGGUCGUCUCAAUAUCACGGUGCUCUUUUACUCGGCGAUUUGAAGGAAAGAGUGAAAGUUUUAAAGGAAUCCAAACAGUAUGCGUUGGCUUAUCUGACGGCUGCAACUCACGGAAUGGACGAAGAAGCCGAACUAUUGAAGGUACAAAUAGGAGACGACAAAAAACUGCCUGAUGUUGAUCCCAACGCCGUUUUCUUGAAACCACCGCCACCUGUUCAGCAAGCCGAAUCCAACUGGCCACUAUUGACAGUCACAAGGAGUUUCUUCGAAAACACCGCUGCAGCAGCCGUCAACCCGAACAUGAAGUCCUUGAUGGCGGAACCAGUCGCAGACAUGGAGAUGGAAGACGCAGGCGGUUGGGGCGACGACGACGAUGUGAUCGCCGACACGGAAGCGAAAGCAACCGCGAUCGACGCUUCGGGUGACGGGGAAGGCGGAUGGGACGUCGAGGAUGCUGAUCUGGAGAUUCCAGAUUUGGGACCUACUGAAACUGUCGCCACUGAUAAUUACGUGCAUUUGCCCACCAAGGGUGUUUCACCCACUUUGACUUGGACGAAAAAUUCGCAACUGGUUGCCGAUCACGUUGUUGCGGGUUCGUUUGAAACUGCUGCGAGAUUACUGCAUGACCAAGUUGGAGUCGUCAAUUUCAAACCCUAUGAGGCUCUUUUCACCCAACUCUACAGUAGUUCCAGAACCGUUUCAACUUGGCAAGGCAAUUUGCUGCCUACUUUCAGCUAUCCAUUGAGGAAUUGGAAAGAAUCUGGUCCUAAAGGAGGUCUUCCUAGUGAAGGGGUCAAACUUAAUGAUCUUGUGUCAAAACUACAAGUGUGCUAUCAAUUAACAACAGGAGGUAAAUUCACAGAAGCAAUUGAAAAACUGCACACGUUACUGCUCUCAGUUACGUUGCUGGUAGUCGAAAACAAACAAGAGAUUUCCGAGGCACAACAAUUAUUGCGCAUUUGCAGCGAAUACAUCUGCGGCCUGGAGAUGGAAACGCUGCGCAAAUCUCUGCCGAAGGCGACAGCCGAAGACCAAAAACGACAAUGUGAAAUGGCUGCGUACUUCACACAUUGCAAACUCCAGCCAAUCCAUCAAAUACUUACCUUGAGGACAGCAUUGAACAUGUUCUUCAGAGUUAAGAACUACAAAACAGCCGCGUCUUUGGCGAAGAGGUUGUUGGAACUCGGACCACGUCCAGAGGUUGCGCAACAAGCCAGAAAAAUCUUGCAAGCCUGCGACUCGAAUCCGACGAAUGAAUUGCAGUUGAACUACGACGAGCACAAUCCGUUUGCUCUCUGUGGUUAUUCGUACACCCCGAUUUACAGGGGAAAGCCCGAGGAGAAAUGUCCGUUGUGUCUGGCGUCCUACUUGCCCAAGUACAAGGGUUGCGUAUGUAAUGUCUGCAAAGUUGCCGAAAUUGGAAAGGACACUAUUGGCUUAAGAAUCAGUUUGCAUCAAUUUAGAUAAGUUUAUUAACCUUGUAUUAGUUUUAUAUUUUAUCUAUUAUGUAUUGUAGGAUUAAGCAUACAUGUAUUAUAUAAUAAAAAUCAUUCUAUUCCAUUCAGUU